Knipowitschia caucasica is the source of this 2961-nucleotide messenger RNA. Lineage: Eukaryota; Metazoa; Chordata; Actinopteri; Gobiiformes; Gobiidae. The record is from the annotation of a GenBank genome assembly.
AUGGCGGACAUCAAGGCUAACGCAACAUGCGGGUCAGAGGAGCCGGAGAUGCACUGUAAACUGGUGGACCAUGUCCCGGGCCAGCCAGUAAGGAACUCCCAGUGCCGCGUCUGCCAUCUGCACAGCACCAAGCCAACAGAACGACAUCCCAUUGAAUUUGCCAUCGAUGGAACAAACCGCUGGUGGCAAAGUCCGUCCAUAAUGAAUGGCGUGGAGUACCACUACGUGACCAUCACCCUGGAUCUGAAGCAGAUUUUCCAGAUCGCAUAUAUCAUCAUAAAAGCUGCUAACUCCCCGCGGCCAGGAAACUGGGUCCUACAGCGGUCGCUCGAUGGUGUGACCUUUGAUCCCUGGCAGUACUAUGCUAUAACUGACACAGAGUGCCUGACACGCUUCAAUAUCACCCCCCGCACGGGCCCCCCCUCAUACACCCGUGACGACGAAGUGAUCUGCACCUCAUUCUACUCCAGGAUCCACCCCCUGGAGAACGGAGAGAUCCACACUUCAUUGAUCAACGGGCGUCCCAGCGCUGAUGACCCUUCCCCCGCUCUGCUGAACUUCACCUCGGCACGCUACAUCCGCCUGGUGCUCCAGCGAAUACGGACCCUCAACGCGGACCUCAUGACCCUCACCCUCCUCGACCCCAAAGAGCUCGACCCUAUUGUGACACGCAGGUACUACUACUCCAUCAAGGACAUCUCUGUGGGGGGUAUGUGCAUCUGCUACGGCCACGCCAAAGCCUGCCCGCUCGACGUCCAGACAAAGAAGUUCAGCUGUGAGUGCGAACACAACACAUGUGGGGAGAGCUGCGAUCACUGCUGCCCGGGAUUCAACCAGCAACCUUGGAUGGCAGGGACCUACAUUACACGCCACGUCUGUGAAAAGUGUAACUGCCAUGGCAAAGCAGACGAAUGCUACUUCAACCAGACGGUGGCAGAGCUGUCUCUGAGCCUGGACACGCACGGAAAGUACAGAGGGGGCGGCGUCUGCAUGGGCUGCCGUGACAACACCGACGGGAUCAACUGUCGGAGCUGCAGACCUGGGUUCCACCGACCAGAAGAGGUCGCCCCAGAGGAAGCCAGGCCCUGUGUGCCCUGCUCUUGUGACCCACAGGGCUCCCUCAGUCAGUGGUGUGUGCCAGAUGUUUCCCAGGCCUCUCCUGAGAGGCCGCUGGGGUCGUGUCGGUGUAAGAAGGGUUUUGGAGGGCUGCACUGUGACAGGUGUGCUGUGGGGUACAAAGACUUCCCGCUGUGUCUCCGUUGUAACUGCAGUUUAGAAGGAAGCACCAACGAGGACCCCUGCGAGUCUCCAUGCGUAUGCAAAGAGAACGUGGAGGGUUCCAAUUGUGACCGCUGUAAACUGGGAUUUUACAACCUCCAGCAACACGACGAGCGCGGCUGCGAGGAGUGCUCCUGUAUGGGCGUGUCCAGCCACUGCUCCGCCUCCUCAUGGAACUAUCACAACGAGAGCAGUCUGCAGGGGUGGAAACUGCUGGGGGAAAGUGGCUCCACAGUGUUGUAUGUGGACAGAGAACCUCCUCCGUAUCUCAGUGUGAGACACAAAGAUGUGCUACAGGAGCUGGGUCCGUCUUACUACUGGAACGCACCAGCGCUCUUCCUCGGAAACCAGCUGUUGGCGUAUGGAGGGACAGUGAUGUUUGCUGUUUCAUACUCUGUGGAGCAGCAGGAGAGGAGCACCGUCAGAGUGACCUCUGAGCCCGACCUAAUCCUCGAGAGCAGCAAGGCCGAACUCAAGGUGCUGCUCCUGGAUGGUUUGGUGGAGAGGGGCUUGCGUUUGAUCCCAGAGGCUGAGAGGUCUGAUGAGAGCAUCGUGCAUGCGACUACCCCGAGACGUACGGAGACGCCUGCGGAUGGCCCUCCCGGAGCGGAGCGUGAGUUUGUAGAGGGCGAUGCGCGGCCUGAACCACCGCGCACUCCUCCUCGCUACGGGCCGCCCUCCCCAGCUCCUUCCUCUCCCGGCUCAGUUGGUGGUGCUCGGCGCGCUUUGCGGCUGGCACGCAUCAAGAUGGAGGCCGAGCAGAAGGAUCGGGACCGCAGUGCCGAGCUCGAACUGCAUAUACGGAGGCUUGAGAUCGAGGCUGACAAAGCUGUGCGCCUCAGACGCCUUGAGCUGGAGGCCGAAGGCCGCCUCCCCAGUCCUACUCAACGCCCGGGCGUCGCUGCACCUGCCACAGCCCUCUCCCCAGCUGUUCAUGACUCUCUUGACCCUGAUCGUCCACGCUCUCCUGGAACCUCCACAAGGGACAGAGUCUGCUUCUACUGCCGCGAGCCCGGACACGUAAUCGCAGACUGCCCUACUCUCAGACAAAAGGAAGAGUGUUCAGCUCCAAACGUUCAGAGCAUUGGGUUAAUUCAAUCUGGCCUAGUAUCACUGAAUGGCGAAGCACCAGAUCAACGCCCCAUCCGUAUCCUACGAGACACUGGCGGUUCCCAGAGCUUGAUUUUGGCCAGUGCUCUCCCGUUUUCAUACCGCUCUUACUGUGGUUACAGGAGUGUGUUACGGGGAGUUGAGAUGGGCUACCGCCCGCGGCCCGUUCACUCUGUUCAUGUCCAGUCAAACCUCGUUACAGGAAAGUUUCCGUUAGCUGUGGUCCCUGCGCUACCCAUUGAAAAUGUAGACAUGAUUUUAUGUAAUGAUUUGGCAGGGGGCAUGGUGUUUCCUCCCCUGUUGGAGGCGGUUCUGUCCCCGCUUGUGUGUGCCUCUGAUCGUCAGAUGCCCACGGGUUGUGCUGUGGCGCACACCCGUCCUCCAGAACAGUGCGGUUGUAGUCUGCCCGCCAGUCCAGUGAAACCACGAGUACCGCCGCACUUUACUCCACCCGCCACUUCUGUACGGAAGCACAAGGCUAGGGCCACCAGGCUUGGGUCAGGCGAGCGGCACUUUCAGCACCAUGGAGAGCGUUUUGGCUCUCGCUCUGCAAGUUUCAGUUCGCGGCCUUGA